AUGGCUGCUCUAAAAGCUGAGAUAGAAAGGUUGAAUGCUGAGAAUGCCAGAUUCAGAAGUGGAGAGCUGAAAGAUAAGAAGGAUAAGGAUGACAAAGAUGAUCACAGCAAUGCUGAUGCUGCUGAUAGGAGUGAUAAGGAUGGAGAUACAGAUAGGAGUGAUAAGGGUGGAGAUGGAGCAAGUGAAAAGGAUUCUUCUGCAGCUGACAAGUCUAAAGGGAAAAUGCCUGAAUCUGAGAACAUCUUCACUAAUCAGGAUUAUGACAACAUUCCUGAAGAUGUUGAUGAUGAUGAUGCUUUUGAUUCUGCUUAUUUUGAAGCUGAGGAAGAAGGUCGUUUCGAGGAAAGCUUUCUUUUCAACGAAGAUCAUUCUGUGGGCCCUGAGCACAUGGAAAAGGUCAGAAUGUUUAAAGCUCAACAUGAAGCUAGCAAAGCAAAGCUUCAGGAACUACAGAAACUGGUGGAUGAGAAGAGGACAACUGAUGAGUUGGUCAAGCUGGAGAAACAGAAGAUAUGGGAUGCAAAGUUCAAGGAAAAGAGAGAGGAUAUCUCCAGGAAAGUUGGUGAAAGCUGGGAUAUUGCUAGCUCUGAUGAGGACUUAAACUCUGAUAUCCCCUUAGACUCUGAGGACAGUGACACUGAGAUGAUGCAGCUGGCAGCUUUAAUGGUCAAAAGCUUCAAGAAGAUGGCUUACAAAAACUUCAAUAAGGGAAAGAAGUUUACGAGGAAGGACAGAAACUCUGACAUAAAAGGUUUCAAGAAGAAUGAGGGAAAGGAAGAAAAAUCUGGAAAAGUUGACAAAUCCAAGUUUACCUGCUUCAACUGUGGUGAAAAGGGUCACUUUGCAACUGAGUGCAAGAAGGCCAAGAAUGAAAAUGGACAAGCUUUCAUCACCAAAAAAGGAAACUAG
Daucus carota subsp. sativus is the source of this 909-nucleotide messenger RNA. RefSeq lists its product as uncharacterized. NCBI's taxonomy places the organism in Eukaryota, Viridiplantae, Streptophyta, Magnoliopsida, Apiales, Apiaceae. The coding region runs from base 1 to 909 and encodes 302 amino acids. Gene Ontology annotation, molecular function: zinc ion binding; nucleic acid binding. The transcript is spliced from 3 exons. The record is from RefSeq and is a predicted model, not a curated record.